Tilletiaria anomala UBC 951 is the source of this 970-nucleotide messenger RNA. Its product is annotated as thioredoxin-like protein. Gene Ontology annotation, cellular component: cytoplasm. The coding region runs from base 165 to 713 and encodes 182 amino acids. Gene Ontology annotation, molecular function: oxidoreductase activity, acting on a sulfur group of donors, disulfide as acceptor. The transcript has 2 exons. The record is from RefSeq and is a predicted model, not a curated record. Lineage: Eukaryota; Fungi; Basidiomycota; Exobasidiomycetes; Georgefischeriales; Tilletiariaceae.
GUUUGACAAACCCAGGGGGCCGCAACUGCAACUCCACCCCAUCCCAUUCUUCCAGAGGGUCGGAACACAACCUUCGCGAAGCAUCGCCGACCAUACCCCAGAAGCGACUCCAGCGCACGAUCCACCCUGGGUGUUGACGUAUAAAUAUAGGCCCGCCGCUCAUCAUGCUGUCCGCAAGGUCUGCCCGAACCGCAGCCAAACCAGUCACGCUCGCAACUCGCACUUCCGUGGCAUUCUCCUCAUCCAGAAAUAGCAGCAGCAUUGCCAGGCCUUUGGCAAACCAGCGCCGUCAUCAUGGCGUCACCAUCCCAAAGCACACGGCAGCGGCAGCAGCAGGAACGCCUCGCUUGUUCCACAGCAGCGCUAAAGCCAUGGGUGGCAUUCACGAAGACGUCUCCCCCGACCAGUUCAAGCAGCUCGUCCUCACCGAGGGCGGCGCAGAGACGGAGACGGUCCUGGUAGACUUCUUUGCAACCUGGUGUCACCCAUGCAAGCUGCUCGCUCCCACCCUCCACAGGAUCGCAAGGGACCCGGAAUCACAAGUGACACUCGUUUCAGUAGACAUAGAUAAGUAUCAGGAGCUCGCUGGCGCGUUCCGCAUUUCCGCCGUGCCCACCGUCAUUGGCUUCCACAAGGGCAAGCGCGUCAAGCAAUUCAGUGGUUUCCUGUCAGAGGAUGUGAUAAGGCAAUUCAUCGCAGCGGUCAAAGAAUGAUGCGUGCGACCAACCUCAAGAGCAAAACCUAAUGCUUUGUCUAACGUUGUUGUACUCUUAGCUGGGCUCGCUCUAAAUGGGUGUUCUCAUACAUCUCUCAUUCUCCAUCUUUGCGCACCCACUUGCUUGCAAAUACGAGGUACACUAACUGCAUGUACGCUGACGAACAUGCAAGCCCCUUUUGAUCGCUCUCGCAGCUCUCGAUUUCAUCAAAAUUGAGUGCGAUGCAUCGUCUUGUAAGCGUAACUCUGGCUGAG